Molecule: messenger RNA, 4043 nt
Organism: Trichoplusia ni (cabbage looper)
Lineage: Eukaryota; Metazoa; Arthropoda; Insecta; Lepidoptera; Noctuidae
Product: integrin alpha-9-like
Exons: 25
Coding region: 295-3285 (996 amino acids)
Biological process (GO): cell-cell adhesion; integrin-mediated signaling pathway; cell adhesion mediated by integrin
Cellular component (GO): external side of plasma membrane; integrin complex
Molecular function (GO): integrin binding
Source: RefSeq, a predicted model, not a curated record
UUGGAAACCAGGAAAAAUCCGCGAACAUAAUUCAUUCUAGUCUUGCAUCACUGACUUGAGGUCUAUACAUGAUGUACAUAGGCUAUUGUAAUUGUGAAUUUAUUUAAAGAUUCUGAAUAAUAGGGAAUGUUUACCUGUUUAUUUUAAACUCGGUUUUCCUUGACUCAUACAGUAUGACAAUGAACUAUAACACAGUCGUGAGUGUAAGUGUACGAUGGAUAUGUAAUUAAUAAAAUUCAGUGUUAAGAGAUUUGUAAUUUCAUCAAACGAAAUAGGAGUGGAUAAUUAAUCAAAAUGGCAGGAAUAUUAUUGGUAGCGGCUUUUACAGUCCAGACUCUGCAGCUAACCUCUGCUAUGUUUGUGCACGAGGCAUCGAGUGUCCUCCUGAAGCCCCCAACCAUUAUCAACUCCUCAGACUUCGGGUUCGCUAUGGCCUACAGAUCUUCACUGAAAAGUCUUGUGAUAAGUGCGCCCUCAGCGGAUUUGAUGGGCAAGGUUUAUACUUGCGAGUUGACGGACGCGGCCGAUAUGGACAGCAUCGAAUGUUACGAAAACUUUUUUUAUCUCGAGUCUCCGAAAAACUUCUCUCGAACUGUCAACCCUGACCAACAUUUUUACAUGGGAGCGACUAUACUUGCAAAUUCAGAGUAUGUUUUCACAUGUGCCCCCUUAUUGACUGCGGACGUACAGAGCAACUCCGGUUACAUGCCAGAUGUGUACGGAACCUGCUACGCGCGGCUUGACGAGCCCGAUGGAACCGAGAACCUUACCCGGUAUGAAGGGACGAUGGAGAGGUACCAGCACAAUUCAGACAGCAUCACCAAUCUAAGGUCUUUCAUUGGUGGAACCGGCUGGUCUACUUUAAUGGAUGAGGAGAACGAUCUGCUACUGAUUGUCAAGACAUCAUUAGAUGGAGACUUUGUUCACACUCCAAUGUCAAAACCACUUGGAAAGACCUCGUCAUUAGUUCUGACCUCUAUGGCUGUGGCAAAGAAACUUCAUAGGUAUUUUAACUUAGGUAUAGGUAUCACAGCUGGGAAGUUCUUCUCCGAACAAACAGUUUACGCGUUUAGCAUGGAAACAUCAGAUAUGAAGGGCGUUAUAUCUUUUCUCGAAUAUGAUUCUUCGAAUAGAAGUUUAAACGUAAUUACAAAUGGCGGAUCGAGGGAACUCUACAAAUUGGAAAAUAAGGAGGAGAUUGGGGCUAUGUUCGGAUCAGUGUUGAGUGCUGCAGAUUUGAAUAUGGAUGGAAAGCACGAACUCUUGGUCGGAGCGCCGGCACAGACGUCAGAAACUAUCGACACUGCAGAGAAAUGUGUGGAAUGUGGCGCUGUGCAUAUUUAUAUAGGCGGAGAUAAGAAUACAUUCGAACAAAGGAACAGCCUUAGAACAAUUUUGGGAAAUAAAGUUCAUAGCCGGUUUGGCUGUGCCAUAGCUGCUGGAAAUUUCGAUGGAGACAGGUUGCCAGAGCUGGUGAUAAGUGCACCAUACGAAGACGACGGUCUCGGGGCAGUAUAUAUCCUAUCGGGUUACGAGAUGUACCGUAACUUAAUUAAAUACGAGGUCUACAGACGCGUCCAGCUCUCAGACCUGAAGCGGACGCAGAGGAUUCAGAAGCAGUUAUUCAGGACUCUAGGGUAUAGCCUGCAGUUUGUUGGUGAUACUGAUGACAACGGCUGUAACGAAUUGGUCGUGGGAUCCCCGGGAAGUGCUAGAGCCCUAAUGCUCAAAUGUAUACAGACCAUAAAUAUUACGAUGACUACAAAACUAACAACAGAACAGGUUAAGGAGUCGGAUAAUCGGUUUACUGUCGAAGUGUGCGCCCGCGUCGAUCUGCAUGAGCUACCACAAGAUAUAAUUGGAAACAUAAGCGUCACAAACAGCAUUAUCGGUGAAGCUACCUACAUACCGGAUCCCACAUUCUGGAUCGAUAUCUCUUGCUACGAAUGUAACAGAAGCAGAACGUUUUGUGAAAACGCCACUGUUGUUCUUAAAGACAACGAUCCGAGGGACUACACGUUUGUGGUCGACGCAGAGCUGGGUGUAGACCAUAUGCUUCAAGAGAACAGCACAGAGUUUAACACAACGUGGGUAGUGGCGAGCCCUUACAGCCAGCUCGUGAAGAGAAUGCCGGUGUCUCGGCACUGCAAAGGAAAUGAUUGUAUUCCAAAGCUCUCGAUGCAAGUACUUUGGUCCGGUGGGGAAUCUAGGAACUACAUCCUGGGGUCUACAAACAACGAGACAAUGACAAUAGUGGUGUCGAACGCGGGCAACGCGUCGUUCGGGUCGUGCGUGUGGUUGCGCGUGCGCGGGGCGCCCGUCACGCACGUUGCUUGCAAGUCCGAGAACGAGGACUACGCCUGCUCUCUGCCGAUACCGAUGAAACGGAAUAUGGAGUACUCAAUAGAUCUAAUUGUGAACAUGACAAAACCGAUAAACUAUGAGAAGAAUAUGUCAGUUGAGGCCGUCCUGUAUGAGAACUGCAACCAGAGAAACGUAUUCAGUGAUAAAAAGAGUUUGGUUAUACCUUACGGAUACAAGACGGAUGAUGUUCAUGUUGUUGGAAUACCUCACUAUAGAAACGUGACGGACAAACAGAUAUCAAUGAGUAGCUACAUAUAUGAUAACCAGGAAUUUUUGAUAAUAAACAAUGGGUCUAUAACAUGGAAGAAUAUUACCGCCAUCUUAUCAGUGGAAAAGAAAAACUUUGUUAAUGCAUUCAGAAUAUUAGAAACGGGAAGGGAAUGCGAAGAUGCAAGCAUACACAACAUUCUUUCAUUACGCUGUAUAAUCGACCUACAGGCAAAUUCUACGCUUAAAAUCACGACGAGUAUCGAAAUUGUGAAUUCUAUGAUCAAGGACAGUUUAUACAAGGGGAAACUUAACUCUACAAAUCUGUUGAAACUGCUCCUGCAACCGUCACCGGAUUUCAAAAGUGGCAUUGUGAUUUCUGAGAUUAAAUACUUGGAGGAGCUGACGAUUGGUAACAACAAGCUGCUCAUUGCAAUUAUAGCUGCCAUUGUUGCUCUCAUUCUUCUGGCGAUAUUGACCUACGUACUGUAUAGGUACGGUUUCUUCAGAAGAGAACAGAAGAAGAGGCUGCAUGUGCUCAGAGAAAGUAGAAGGCAAAGUCAAUCUAGACGGCCUACAGUUGUAUCGGAAGCUAAAGAUGACAAUCUUGCAGGACUGCAGAUGGAGGUUUCUGAAGACAGUCCGUUCGACAACCAGGGACCGCAGCACAACGACAGCAUACAACUAGUUGAUCAGACAAGAGAAAAUCAUUAGGCAAACUAGAUCAGUUCUACCGCCUAGCCAGCGUAAAGUAAAUUUCUACUCUUAAAGCAAGAUUAUCACAAUAGGGUAUUUAAAAGAAAUCAGUUUUAUUUAAUCUCGUUAACUACAAAUUAAUGGGACACAGUGUUUUAGAAUCUCGUGUGACGUCACCUACCAAUACGCUUUUUACUAGCAAGUGAUGAUUUUAGCCCACACUACCAAACAUUAAAUUUCAUCUUCUUGAAUAGUUUUAAUUGCCCUUAAUUUUUAAUAAUGUGAUACAAUUUAAAAAAUCACUUUCUUUUAUUCUAUCUGAAGGACAGCCUAUACAGAUUUACAUUAUUAGAUUAAGUCAAAUACCCCGUGGAAACGAGACAUCUCUCUACGCAUAGCAAGCAGUCCACCGAGGCGACGUGGUGUUGUGGGGCCCUCUGGUUGGCAGUUCAUCUGCCAUAUCUCCAACAAUCAACACAUCGUUUAGACCCUUUUAAAAGAAAUGUAGUCUUAUUUCAAGUCAAUAAGGUUUUCAAUCGCUAUUUCGUAGCUAGUCGUAAGUUUUUUUUUUUAUGAUUCCUAUAUGUGGCUACCAUGUCAUUAAAUUUAAGAAGAGUUUAUUAAUAGCAUCAAUAUAGAAUAGAUUUUUUUAAUUAAUUUCAUUUUUAUAGUAAUUAGAUGUAAGAUGUCUAAGAAUUUUGCACUGCUGUUUUUCUGAUACGAGUAUUUACCGUGUACAUAAAUUAUUGAAUAAAUAAAAAAUUAUAUUCUAAAUA